UUUUAUUAUUAUUAUAUAUUAUUCUCGUGUCAUACCUGUGUAUGUAUAUUCCACCUAUAUUGUUCUUAAAUAAAUAUGUCUUUAUUUUAAAAUAUUUCACAUUUGACCUUAAAAAAAGUCUAUUUUCCACAGACAAAUAAUAAUAAUAUUAAGAAAAAUAAAAUAUUUUUAAACCAAAUAAAUAUUUAAGUAAAAAUAAUUAAUUUCAAUACAAUAUGUUCUUUUAAUUGCAAAAAGUUUUUGUUAGUGCAAGAUCUUGAAUGAGUUUAUACUUUAGACUUUCCAGUUAAUAUCAAAUAGACAUGAUGCUGCGGAACUUAUUCUACACGUAAUAUUUUGUAUCAUCGAUGUCAAUUAUAUAAUCCUAUGCAACUAUUUUGGGCAAGAAAUUAUGGAUAACAAUAACAAAGUAUUUGUCACCGUAUAUAACGUUCAGUGGUACGUAGCUCCGUUGCAAGUACAAAAGAUGCUAUUAUUUCUCUUGCAAAGAGGUAACAAGGCAUUUACUUUGAAUCUUGAUGGAUUAAUGACUGGAUCGUUAGAAAAUGCUGCUACAUUGAUGAGUACCGCAAUAUCGUAUUUCACUCUUCUUCAUUCUACGCAAAAUUAACACAAAACUGAUCAGUUAAGAGUAGAGUAAAAUAAUGAUAAAGAAGAAACUAAUUAAUCGCAAAUUAUAUGCCAUAAACUACACAAACAAUUAGGUAAUUGAUAAUUUCUAUGUAUUGUAAGGACUAACUCUUAAUUGUAUAGGAAAAUACAAAAGGCAAUACUUACAAAGCAGUAAGUAUAUUGCACAAUAUAAGUUAAAAAUUAUGACAUAUUUGUUAUUAAUAUAUAUCGUUAAUCUUUGAUAUUUCAAGCUGAACAGUUGGUAAUUCUCUGAAGAGGCAAACGAAACUUAAAACAGCACGCACUAGAAUGAGGAACGUUGAAACAUGUUACAUUGGAAGGGAUAGAAAUACACAUGCGCAGUCCACUGCCGCACAAGUCCCUUCACAAAGUUCUUUUUUCUGGAAAAUAAACACCUGUUACAUUAUUCUAUAGUUGAAUUAAUCGAUCGAACCACUCACAUGCCUUUUUUCAAAUAAAGGUGUAAAUUACCAAGUGUUCCAAUCUCACGGUGGUACUGCCUUCGUUCAUACCGCCUUACAUUUACAUUAAAUUAGACAAUUUGUAUGAAAACUUAAAUAAAAAAAAAAAAUUAAGAAGCUAUAGAAUCAAUCGACAAAGAAAAAGAAGAGAAUACUUGAACGGAUUAUUUCUUUAUCAAAUGUAUACCAACGCUCAUAAGGAAAUGAUCUGUGCCGACUCUUUGAAUGUUGGUCUAAAUCGGUUUUUAUUACUCACAAUUGGUUUAUGGCCUUAUCAACAAUCUAAAAUCGUACGACUUCAAGUAAUUUUAUGUAUUGGUAUUUUGGCAAGUUUUAUUUUAGUUCAGCUUACAGUAUUUGUGACUUUAAAAUGUACUGUGGAUUUGCUUAUCAACGUUCUCUCUUCUGCAUUAGUUUAUACAAUAUUUGCAAUCAAAUACAUUUCGUUUAGCAUUAAUACUGAUAUUGUAAAAUAUUUGUUGGAACAAUUGCUGGAUAUCUGUAAUGAGUUAACUGAUGAGAAUGAAAUCAAUAUUAUAAAAAAGUACAGUAGCUAUGCGAAACGUUAUACACUCCUAUUAUUACUGUUUGCCAUAUCAUGUACAUCCGUUUUAAUUAUAUACUCAUUAUUUUCACAAAUUUUCAAUAUCCUAUUCUUAACAAAUGCAACCGGACAUUAUUCAUUGCCGUUAAUGACUGAAUAUUUCAUCGAUCAAGAAAAACAUUUUUAUUUAAUAUUGUGCCAUGCAAACGCGGCCACUGGUUUAGGAGUUACCAUAAUAUUAGGAACAGGAACAAUGUUCAUAUUUUAUCAACAACAUGCGUGUGGAAUGUUUCAAAUCGCCAGUUAUCGUAUUAAACAAGCAAUAACGUUCGAUACUUUACAAAAAAACAGCUUGGAGAAAGAAAAUUUGAUUUACAAAGAAUUAAUUUGUGCUGUAGAUAUGCAUCGCAAAGCUAUGAACUUCUCUGAUUUGAUAAUAUCCAGAUUUAAAGUAAUGUUCUCUCUUUUGAUAAUAGCUAAGAUUUUUCAGAUGGUAUCAUUUGGAUAUAAUGGAGAUAUUAUGCAGCUUUUAACUCCCAUAAUAUACGCAAUGAUUAUAUUGAUGUACAUAAUGAUGGGCAACUAUUUUGGACAACAAAUUAUAGAUCAUAAUAAUAAUUUAUUUGUCACCGUGUAUAAGAUUCAGUGGUAUAUAGCUCCAUUACAUAUACAGAAGUUGAUACUAUUUCUAUUACAAAGAGGUACCAAGACAUUCAAUAUGAAUAUUGCUGGAUUGUUUGUGGGAUCAUUACAAGGCGCAGCUACGUUAAUCAGUACCAUAUUGUCGUAUUUCACUGUUCUUCAUUCUAUACAUUGACGUACAAUGAAUUAAUUAAAAAUACUAUAAAAAAACAUGUAAUAAAAUUUAUUAUAAACAAAUAACGUUGGCUAUUACAUAAAAAAUAGACAAACUAAGAUACGUUAAGAUUGAUUAUGGAGAAAAAUAUAAAGCUACAAAAAUACAAAAAUAUAUAAAAAAAAAUAUGUUUAAAAAAUUAAAAAAUGUAUUUAAUAAUAAUAAAAAACUAUAAUAAAUUACUGUUAUAACCUU
This is a messenger RNA of Solenopsis invicta (red fire ant), 2689 nucleotides long. RefSeq lists its product as uncharacterized. Gene Ontology annotation, molecular function: olfactory receptor activity; odorant binding. Lineage: Eukaryota; Metazoa; Arthropoda; Insecta; Hymenoptera; Formicidae. The coding region runs from base 1274 to 2455 and encodes 393 amino acids. Gene Ontology annotation, cellular component: plasma membrane. Gene Ontology annotation, biological process: detection of chemical stimulus involved in sensory perception of smell; sensory perception of smell. The transcript is spliced from 11 exons. The record is from RefSeq and is a predicted model, not a curated record.